UUUUGGCAUCGAAGGACUAAAGAAUGGAUAUCCUAAAUGAAUGGGUUCUAUCUGGUUAGAUCAGAUUUCUGUCUGAGUGUUUUUACAUCCUACCAUGAGCUAAGUUGCUCGAGAGUCUUUCUGCACGUUGUUCAGCUCACUGUGAAACGAACCAGAGCAAUGCUAAUUCUACAAAAUCCUACUCUGCAUGCAUUAGUCUACUUCCGUUAGCCACUCGAGGGCCCUUCGGAUGCUUCGAAAAAUUAUAUAUCUAGGUUGAUGUUUCUCUCCAUAUUCUUUUUUUCAUCAUCCAACAAUCACAUUCACUCUUCACUCACUCUUCAUUCCGUUCUUCAAUUUUUCCACAUCCACUCGUUCAAAAUGCAUCAUCACGCAAUCCUAAUUGCAGGCUUAGCCGCUCUUGCUACUGCCAACCCAGCUCCUCAAAACAUUGAUUUUGCCGUAGUCAAUGCCGCUCCUUCUCCAGCAAAGACUGGUCCAGCUCCAAGUGCCACCAAGGAAGUCGUUGUUAUCAACCCUGCCUCAGUCUCUGCUUCAGGAGCUGCCAAGGCCACCGGUCUUGCUACUGCUUCAGCAACUGUCUCCCAGAACAAUAAGCGCAGUUGGGGUGGCGGAUGGGGAGGUGGAUGGGGAGGAUCUGGAGGUUACGGAGGAUCCGGAGGAUCCGGAGGAUGGGGAGCUCCAAGUUCUACUACCGUCAAGGCCACUUCCACCUCGAUCUGCACCACCUCUACCACUGCAGCUGCUGCAACCAGCAUCAUCGUCCCUCCUACCACCACCGAUACUCCACCAGCAACCACCCCAUACGUCAGCACUCCAUGUGCCACUCAACCAGAUGGUUAUGGACCAAAGGUUCAACCAGAUACCGUUGAUGCUUUCCUCGCCUACUCCGAGUUCGCAACCGAGUCAAAGAAUGCCAAAACUCCUUCCGGUUACGAUCAAACCUUUGUUGAUCUCAACGCCGCAGUAACUGCCAACACCUACCUUGGACUCACCACCUUUACCAGCUACGAUGUCGCCCAAUGCGGUACUCUUUGCGAUAACACCAACCUCUGCACAGGUUUCAACAUCUACGUUGAGCGUGAUCCAUCCGUCAACCCAUCCGACGAUUGCCCCAACCCAGCCUCCAUCACCAACUACAAGUGCACACUUUGGGGAUCUGGAGUGGACUCUGCUUCCGCCACCAACACCGGUCAAUACCGUGAUGGAUUCCAAGUCGUCAUCACCGGCUCCAACGGCUACUCCAAGACCGUCCCUCCUCCAAACCAGCCCGGUUGGUCACCACCUCAACAAUGCGGUGGAGGAUCCAAGGGACACUCUCACCCAUCUACUUGUUUGGGACAAGCCUUCUUCCCCGGUCCAUACAACCCAGCUGUCUGCGCCGGUUACGCCAUUGCUCAGAAUGCUAAGAAUAUUUCUCUUAUCUCCGCCUGGAUGCAAAUGGUCUACAAGUUCUUGAACUACUCUCCUUUUGAAUGCAAGUUCUUCAACUCCUACAUGUUGAAGAAGAAUGGACAGCCAAUGGGUACUUACUGUUCCUUGUUCACUCAAUCCUACUCCAGUGGACAAGCUACCUAUGUCCCUGGUGUAUCGGGAUCCGAUAGCUGGACUUGCGAGAGCUCUUACUCUUACACUAUCUCUAACUAAGGGAUUGUUUGAUAAGGUGUCAGGCGAUCAGAUGAUUGAGGAUAGCAGGGAAAAGCGAAUAGAAAAUGGAGAUGGAUGAAGGGUUAGGAAAGGUGAAUUUUAAUGUUGGUAAUGUCUCACUGGGACGAAUUUUCUUGUCACUCCUUUAUGUAUAACUUUAAGAAAACGCAUGAUUUUGCGAUGAAUUGGUUGAAUUCAAUGUUUAAUUUAUUAUCUUAUUAAAAAAAAUCUU
Sclerotinia trifoliorum is the source of this 1879-nucleotide messenger RNA. The record is from the annotation of a GenBank genome assembly. Lineage: Eukaryota; Fungi; Ascomycota; Leotiomycetes; Helotiales; Sclerotiniaceae.